This is a messenger RNA of Emericellopsis atlantica, 1194 nucleotides long. RefSeq names its product glycoside hydrolase superfamily. Gene Ontology annotation, molecular function: beta-glucosidase activity. Bases 68 to 991 code for a protein of 307 amino acids. The transcript has a single exon. Gene Ontology annotation, biological process: carbohydrate metabolic process. Lineage: Eukaryota; Fungi; Ascomycota; Sordariomycetes; Hypocreales; Bionectriaceae. The record is from RefSeq and is a predicted model, not a curated record.
ACCGUGGAUCCAGUCAAUUUUUGUGAGUCAAGACAACGCAGCAUUCGUGGAUGGACACCUUGCUAACAUGCGACAGGGAUACUCAACAGGUGGAAAUGCGCCUGGCAGAAGUAGCACAAAUCCACAGAGCUCGGAGGGUGACUCGUCAACAGAGCCGUGGAUAGCAGGACACGCCCAGAUCAUGAGCCAUGCUCGCGCUGUCGCUGCGUAUAACCGUGACUUCAAGCCACGUCAGGGAGGUCAAAUCGGCAUCUCCUUAAACGGGGAUUUCUUCGAGCCCUGGGACAGCGAGGACCCUCUCGAUGCCGAGGCUGCAGAGCGACGAAUGCAGUUUCACAUUGGUUGGUUUGCCAACCCCAUCUUCCUGAAGCAGGACUAUCCCGCCUGCAUGCGGCAGCAGUUGGGGUCUCGACUACCUGAGUUCACAGAGGCGGACUUUGCGUUGCUGCGAGAGGCAGACUCGGACUUUUACGGAAUGAACUACUACACAUCCCAGUAUGCGCGUCACCGUACUGGUGAGCCUUCAAAGGACGACUACCUGGGCAACGUGGACGAGCUGCAGUCGAACAAACAAGGACAGUCCGCUGGUGAAGCGAGCGGGCUUCACUGGUUGCUUUCCUGCCCGAAAAUGUUCCGCAAGCAUCUGACCCGCGUAUACAAGCUGUACGGAAAACCCAUCUACAUCACCGAGAACGGCUGUCCCUGUCCAGGGGAGGACAAGAUGACACGCGAAGAGUCUGUCAAGGAUGAUUAUCGGUGCCGAUACUUUGCGGAUCAUCUGGAUGCCAUCGCUCGAUCCACACGGGAGGACGGCGCAGUUGUGAAGGGGUACUUUGCGUGGUCAUUGAUGGACAACUUGGAGUGGUCAGACGGAUACGGACCCAGAUUUGGUGUCACCUUCACAGACUACGAGACCCUUGAGAGGACACCGAAGAACUCGGCCCUGCUACUGAAGGAUAUGGUCAAGACGAGGCGCCAGGCUGUUCACUAGGAGCAGCAUUACAACUCGUCAUUGCGAAUCAGCUCUCAAUUGAGAAGCGUUUGUGGACUUAGUUGGGGGAAUGACCUUCCGGGAGUGAGUUAGGCAGGAAUCAUAGCUUGCCUAUUUGGAGUGUCUGUUUAUAGAAUUUGGAGGAAAGAGUGGCUCAAUUGUGACUUCCACAGAUGCAAAAGGCUAUAUGACUAAAGAACAGA